Labeo rohita (rohu) is the source of this 2715-nucleotide messenger RNA. It is a transcript of the gene parp3, whose product is annotated as poly (ADP-ribose) polymerase family, member 3. The record is from RefSeq and is a predicted model, not a curated record. Gene Ontology annotation, cellular component: site of double-strand break. Gene Ontology annotation, molecular function: NAD+ poly-ADP-ribosyltransferase activity. The coding region runs from base 156 to 1748 and encodes 530 amino acids. NCBI's taxonomy places the organism in Eukaryota, Metazoa, Chordata, Actinopteri, Cypriniformes, Cyprinidae. The transcript is spliced from 11 exons.
CCAGCAUGUCCGUGCAUGUCUCAGCUACUGUGUUGAUUUAUUGCUAACAAGCUUUUGAAAUUAGAUAUCAUACCAUUUUAUCCGACUUUGUAUCAUAAAGAUAGUUGUUGUUGAUUAGGAACAGGAAUAAAGAUCUAUUUGAGAGAGGAAAGAGAAUGGCACCUAAGAGAAAGGCAGCUUCAAAAACCAAAGCUGGAAGGAAGAAGGUAAAGGAGGAGCCUGAAGCUCCCCCGAAAGACAAGUUCACCUCUGCCAAAGAGGCUCUGAAGGCAACAGGAUCACGGGUGAAGGGCAGGAGGAACCCAGACAGCCUGUGUCAUCUAUCAAAUGUUGAGGUUCACGAAGAUUACGACUGUAUGCUAAACCAAACUAACAUUGGAAACAACAACAACAAAUUCUAUGUAAUCCAAGUCUUAGUGUCUGGGGGAGAGUACUACUGCUGGACAAGAUGGGGCAGAGUGGGAGAGUCAGGCCAAAAGAAUUUAGCUGGUCCAUCUACCGCAGAUGCAGCCAUUAAAAAUUUUGAAAAGAAAUUCAAAGACAAGACCAAGAAUAAUUGGAGCGAUCGAGAAGACUUUGUCUCGCAUUAUGGGAAGUAUACAUUGAUAGAGGUAGAUGGGGACCAGGAUGCAGAAGUGAAGGUUGACACUGUAGACGGUGGAGAUGUGAAGGUGAAAAGUGAACACCAGCAUGUUCUGCCUUGUACAUUGGAUAAAGCAACUGAAAGACUCAUCCGAUUCAUCUUCAACAAUGACAUGUUCAAAGACGCCAUGACCAGCAUGAACCUGGAUAUUAAGAAGAUGCCCUUGGGGAAACUCAGUAAGCAGCAGAUAGCCAAAGGCUUUGAGGCUUUGGAGGAGAUUGAAGCUGCAAUAAAGAACAGGGAACGGAACAAGUUAGAAGAACUCACCAACAAAUUCUUCACCAUAAUUCCUCAUAACUUUGGCCGCAGCAGACCCCCAGUCAUCUCUGAUGAUUCUGUCCUUCAGGCCAAGAAAGAGAUGCUUUUGGUUCUUGCAGACAUCGAGAUUGCCCAGAGUCUCAAAGCUGAAUCCGAGAAAGCCAAAGAAGAGAUGAAGGAUGCGGUGCCUCAUCCUGUUGACCAAAAUUACCAGUCUCUGAAAUGCAAGCUAAGCUUAAUGAAUAAGAAAGCAAAGGAAUUUAAGAUUAUUGAGAAGUACUUGAGCGCCACUGGAGAAAGUAGACUAACUUUGGUGGACGUUUGGGAAGUUGACAGAGAUACAGAGGCUGAGCGCUUCAGGGAAAAUGAUGCAUUGGAGAACCGGAAGCUGCUUUGGCAUGGAACAAACGUGGCAGUGGUCGCAGCCAUUCUGAAGAGCGGCCUUCGCAUUAUGCCCCAUUCUGGUGGACGUGUGGGCAGGGGAAUCUAUUUUGCUUCUGAAAACAUCAAAUCUGCUGGCUAUGUGUAUCCGUCCAAUAACAUUGGCAUCAUGUUUCUAAAUGAAGUUGCUCUGGGAAAAGAGUACACCAUCACACAGGAUGAUUGCAGCCUAAGGAAGGCUCCUGCUGGCUAUGACAGCGUAGUUGCACGCGGAAACCAAGAGCCAGAUCCAUCGAAAGAUGUCUUCAUUGAGUUUGAUGGUAAAAAAGUGGCAGUUCCUCAGGGAAAAGCCAUAAACCAAAAGCAGUACGGAAUAAGUUCCUUUUACAAUAGUGAGUACCUCAUCUAUAAGGAAAGCCAGUGUCGCAUUCGAUACCUCCUGGAAUUGAAGUUCAAUUGGAAUUGAAGUUGGAACUGUAAACAGUUACAGUUAUACAUAUACAUAGCCACUUACGAAUGUCACUUCUGCUACGAGGUUUCACUCUCACUUAUAAAGCAUUGAAUGAUCAGUUAUAAUCAUUAUUUCAUAAUGUUGUUAUUAACAUUAUUGUAAUUUUGUUAAGUUGAAUGUUAAACUGAUUUUUGUGUGGCAGUAAAACGGUUCACCCAUGUUAAUUUGAUCAUACCUCUAAUUAUUGAGUCGGAAAAUCUAAUAAUCAUGUCAUCACUACAUGACAUCUUUAUUAUAUACUGUAAACUUGGUUAAUAUUGCCUUACAGUAUGUUUUGCCUUCUAUCUGAGUGAGGUUUGAAUGUCUUCCUAUCAUUACUUUACUGUAACUGACAUGUUAUUCAUAUUAGAAACAUAGCUGCAGGAUUGUGUAUUCUCAUAAAAGUAUAUGUUUACUUUUAAACAUUCGAAAAAAUGUUGAACCUAUAUUCAGUUUGAUAAAAAAAAAUGACAAAAGGCCAACUUUAAGUGGGAUAAAAGAUUCUUAAGAUUUGUUUUUUUCCCCACAUUAAAUACCCUUAUUUUACACACAGUAAGAUUAUUUAAUAAAAUACUUCUAAAGUAUGAUUGAAGCCAAAUUGUUUAAAUAUCUUUGAGAGGAUAUUUCACAAAGUUUUUUGUGUUUCUUAUUCAAGUUAAAGCUCAUCUAACUAAUUCAUGUAACUGUGCAUGCAAGCUGCUUAAACAUUGCUGGUAAGCAUGGAUUAUGAAGGAUGUAUAAUGCUUAUAGAGCUCUUUAUAGAUAUUUUUGUUUAGUCAGAUGCUUUCUUUAUCAAAUGUUUGUUUAAAGCUGUUUAUACAAUUACUGCACUACAAAGGCAAAAGAUAUAUGUGCAUUGUUAUUUUUUUUCUGCUAUGUUAUGGUGAGCUGUGAAGGAAAGUUGUAAUUUGUUAAUCUUAACAUAAUAAAUAAUUAUACAUUU